AUGCAAAAACCUCAGUUGGAGGCUAUAUUUUCGAAAUUCGGUGCAAUUAUUGGGAUAUCCGUCCAUAAAGGAUACGCGUUUAUCCAGUAUGCCAAUGAAGCACAUGCUAGAGCUGCCGUCAAAGCAGAGGACAUGAACACAUAUUACGGAAUGAAACUCGGUAAUCUUGAUAAGACGGAUUUCCUGCCUUUUCCGAUUCCUUAAGUGUAUUUGACUCAGGCUUGUAUGUGCGUUGAUGGGAUUCAGCUUCCUUUUUGGCCGCCGGACGGGGGCUCAUCUUUUGUACUUCCGGCUUCUACUUUAUUUACCCAAUCUCUAGCUAGAGCCGAUAGGCGGGAACUCGUGACACUUUUGUCCUUGUCCUGAGUGUCACCUGUUUUUCGCACUUAGAAGCUACUCAUUUUUUUAAAAACCCCCCUAAUCUAUUCGGUUGAUGCUUGCUCACUUGUCUUUUCAAAACUACUUGAAUCCGGAGCGUGAUGUUUCAUAUUACUUUUUUCAAGGAGUCUUUUCGCCUCAGUGUUGUCCUUUUCUCUUCACCUUUGGUUGCCUCUGUGGUGUUGCGCGAUUCCAGCAAAAGAGCUUAUUUUGCUCGCAACUUUGAUUUUCAAACUUCUCUUUCCAACGGCCGAUCCAAACUACUUAGUCAACUGCUGCGUUAACUCAUUAGCAGACAGUUAACUUUUCCAAUUACAGACUACUUUGUACUUGAUUUUAUUCUUUUCCUCUAAACUACCCAACCUGAAGCUCCCUUCAGUCCUGAAGUACCUCUUUUCCUCCCGCAAUUUUUCACUCUUUGCACUUUUUUCUCUGCAGAUUUUCAAAACUUUAUUUUUUGAAUGCAGAUGUAACCAUAGCCUCAGAACCAAAGAAUCGCAAACGCGGUCGCCCAGCUGCGACACAGAAUGUUUGGUAAGCUUCUUUGCACCUGUUUCUCGAUUCCAUUGAUUAUUUUGUACGACCUCCCUCUUUGUUUUCAAGUUUUCCUGCCUCUUGCAUCCUUUCCUGAUCAUCAGUUUGAACAGAAUUUUGAUCCUUAGUUUUUGCAGUUUCACCUCUUCUUCCGGAAGUCCCCCUUUCUACCUUAGGACACGAUUUGUAAAUUCUCUUUCUCCUGACUCCCAAAAUUUCUCCAAUUUGAUUUUAUUUUGUAACGUGGAUGUGAAAUCUCCAUGCUUCAUCAGAAAAUACCAAAAGUUAUCACCAGUGCACUAGGCCUCGACAUUUUGUCCUAAUGUUCGUCUCCUGUCCUUCACGCAGCUACUCUUACGCAAACCCAUUCACCCCGCGUAUUCAUUCUUCAAUAAGCUCGAAUUUGUUACCUCAAGUUUGUCUCAAGCUCGUUCCACUGCACUAAGUUGAUCAGCACGCCGGUUCUUUGAGUUCGCCAUCAUCUUUUAUGGACUAUAUUUGUCUACUUUUGCAGCCCGUGAGCUGGUUUUAGAUCAUAAGACUCGAAUUUUCCACCGAUUAAAGUACUCUUUCCUUGGCGGCUAUACAGAGGAAGGCAUAGCAUAGAGUAGUAACCUGUUUGUUUUUCAUAUCGGAACCUCAGAUCUUCAAGUAUAGGACUUUAUUAACUCUAUAUUACUAAUUAUAAAGUGUUGGCAGAAGGGCGCUCACCGGUCGUGUUACAGAAUAGGUCGCGGAAUCGAGCCCCAGGUGUUUCCACACUUUAGGCUUGGGUAUGACUGGCUGACGACGGCUAAUGGCCAUUCCAGUCUCUCUUGUCUUUAUCGGUAGUCUUAUUCUACAUGAAGUGUUGCUUGACAACUUAGUUUUUGACAAUAAUAAGUGCGCGGAUGACGAACGGUAGAGCAUCCCUCUGACCUGGCCACUUAAGCCAGCUAGACGUCCCGGCGAGUGAGCUGUCGGGAGUCAUGUAACCAUAGUACUGUAGUGCUUCUGUGUAUUUCUAUUCCGCCACUUUGUCGACAGCACUUCUCGAUUACUGGUCGCUCGUCGCUACGCGGCCACCUGCGACCAUUCCAGGCUAGAGCUCUAAGGCAAAGCGCAAUUACCACCGAUAUGCCACUCUCAUGCAACGACCUCACAUUUUAUUCGUAGUAUAGGUUUCUAUGUGGUGCUCCUAUGUUGUAGUAGUAAAGAUGCAGUCGUAUCAUCGUUUAUCCACAACAGUUUUUCCGUCGGGUUUUCAUUUGCAGAUUUAGUCACUCACUUUUUUGAAGAGGAACCCGACGGCAGGUAGCCGGUAGGCAGGCUGAAAGACGGUUUCAAUGUCGCGCCCUUUGAUCAGAAGCUUGCUUCUUUUCCUGCUAUUUGUCAAUUGUCAUUUUCUUCUUUCCCCCAGCACAUCGGCACAGAACUUUCUGGAUCUGGCACUGCAAGCCCAGGCUUUAGCCGCUGUUGGUGGGCAAUUCUCGCACCUGGGCUUUUCAAAUAACACCGCGCCUUCUCUGUCCCUGGCAGCCUCGCAGUAUCCGGCUGCGGCUGCAGCUGCUGCCGCAGCAGCUGCCAACCUUACUGGCCUCAUACCCGCCAUGAAUGUCCUCAAUAGCGGAGUCCCUCCUCUUCUAGGACAGGCUGCUAUUGGCGGCGGUGGUUCUCAAAAAUCCCCAUCUAGCACCGGGUAUAAGUCCCUCAUGCCUAAUCCUCAUCGUGGAUCUGGUCUGAAUUCCCUCUCCGCCUCCUCUUCGUCAGCGAAAAGAACCCGCCUCGAGACGGGUUCUAGCGGCGGUGGCGGCAGCGGCAGUGCGAACUCUUCCGGUCUUCCGGCGGGCGCUGCUGCUGCUAGAUCGGCCAAUUUAGUCUCCCUAGUUACUCCUAAACAGGAUCCUUUCCCACCCACCACUCGUGCCACUCCUCGGACGUCCUCCACUGUUGCAUCCUCAGCCCCCCUUUCUGUAACAUCGAGGCUGCCAUCGACAACCUCACGGCCGAGCACCGCUUCCACCAGCCACAAUAAUAACAACACCCAAAAGUACACACACGGUAUAGCUGCGAAGUUCUCGGACAUGAAGGUGGGCGGCAACCAGGAGGCUGAUCGACGGCAAAGUAGCAACGGAUCUGGUAAGUCAUUAUGUUUCUGAGGUGCUGAAGGACGCCCUCGUUGGCCGCCCCUUUGUAUGACUCGUUCUGGUAUAAAGUUCAGAUCGUGCUCUUAGUGUAGUUUCAACAUUUGCAGUAAAACCGUGGGCGUCUCAGUAGUCAGUGGAUUCUUUGCUUUCAACCUCGGUUUUUCCGAGGGACGCCUGGGUAUCUUUUAGUCAGAGCAUUGCCUGAACUCCUGAGAGAUUCAAGUAAACCUACAAAUUCGGUAGUGUCUGGGUUAAGUGCGUUUGAUGGGGACUACUGGCAGGGGACUCGAAUGUCAUAAAUUACUGUUUCUAGCCCGUGUAUAGUAGGCCCCUUAAUCUCAUGAACAACUAAUCAAGACCACUCUGUAUACUUCAAAUGACAAACACUGCUUUUAUAAGGCAGCUUUCAAAGUUACUGCACGGUAGCAUGCCGAGCCGAUUUGGCUCCCAAACCGUGCUCGCAAAUCACACCUGCGCUGUGCACUUUAGCGGACUUUUGAUUUGAUUUUUGACCGUCAUUGUCCCGGAUGAGGGCCAGUGGGGAUUUACGCGUGAAUCUACUUCUGAUGCAUCUACCCACUGUGUUCUAGUGUCGAGACGCAGCGACAACUAGAGAUUAGCUCGGGCGCGAAUGUUAACAAGAUUAAACAACCCGUUGAUACAUGCCACCCACGACACUAUCCCUAACUCCAUACUUGUCAGACUUCAAGGGAAGAUAACGGUUUCGGAUCUCACAGAAGCUAGCAGUGCCGCAAGGGCAACAUUAAGGAGCCAUUGCGGUCUGACUUCCGUCCCUAGGGAGGAUCGAGUUAUUUCGUCAGCUGGUUGCCACUGAUAACGCGUCGUGGGAGUUUCAAGGCACAUUUUGUUUAUUGUGGCAAUCUCAUAAGUUGGCUGCGAGCUGGGUCAAUCUCGCCCUCUUCCCUCUCACUGAAGAUGAUUGACGUAGUGCAGAGCCUCCACCUAACCGGCACCGCACACAGGAUGCGUCGCCUAUAGUUAACGAUGAUGGCAAAGUUUUCCGCAUAGUAUUUUGCUGUCGGAUAGCGCCUUUACAAUUGCUUUUUUGUCCGCAUUUGCCCGAACGAGAUGCGGAAGUUUGGAGAGGAAAGGUUAGCAUGUAUGAGUACAUCCAGCUUACAUGUAGAAUAAAAGUAACUGUGGGAUAUCCUUCCUCAUGCAAAUCAACACAUUUCGUACCGUAGGAAAUCAGACGCCCUAAGUUGCCAUGAUGCGCCAAAUGUCGUAUCCGAAAUUGUUACCGAGAUACCAGUCCUGCUCAGAACUGAGCGUCAAUCUACACUAAUUACUGAACGUGGCCCUUGUGACACUCACCUGCAGUGAGCCCUAGGCUCCUCUGAUUAAAAACUGUCAUAUGUGAUGUAGGUAGCAAGUCGCGUGACUUGGGUAUAGGGGCUGUUUAACAAUAUCUGUGUUUAUGCCUCCGCUGGUCGUGUUGACUUUGCCAUCGGUAGCUGGAAGGUGUGUAGAGGGUGAGGUAGAUUGUGUAAUUACUUACCGUACUAACAACUCAGGUAUUAGUUAGAAGCCCAGACACGCGUGUUUCGCCGACUUUGUGCCGCCGCUUGACGCAGCUACGAGGGGUUCGGCUCAUUAAUGGGUCCCCCAGCUUUCCCCGUGUGUUCAGAAAGAUUCACUCCAAGUUAGCGCAUUAAUUUCCUCGGGAAUUAAAUAAGGCAAGUGAGGUAGAUGCGUAUAAAGUUCGCUUUGUCGUAAGUAAUCUCAAGUCCGCCUCCCGGGGCACUGGUGAACCUCGUUGUUUGCCACGGUUGAACUGCCAGAUUAUGAAGGAGACCUAGAGAGAAACCUUAAGCCUUAUCUUAAAGCCACUUCAAAAUUUCCCGCAAAAGCGUCCUGUCACCAUGACUAGCAUGGUUAAGUGCGAGAAAGCAUAGAAAAUGUCAGCAUUAAACGAUACGACAGUCUAAUCUCACUGCAUUGUAAAUCUCGAAAAAAUUUUAUAAGUGAUCGUUGCUACCCGACUCACACCCUCUUGGAAUUGGAGUGAUUUUUGAAAGACCGACUGAAACUGAACGAUCGGAGCCAGGUAGCGAGGUCUAUUUUUAACGCCUGCUUGACAAAAAUUGCGACUCCUCGACCCCUGCCGUUUAUUGAGCGUUUUUGGUCUUUUCGAAAGUACCAAAAUAAAAAAUGUGUGAUUAGUUAGAAUGAGUUUUAGUGUUCAACCAUAUCUCACGAAGACAAAACAGUGGAGUUACUGUGCUAUUUUCAUGACAAGUGGCUUAUUUCACAAAAUUUGUUAAAAAGAGAAUGACAUUUCGUCGAAAAAUGCCUGAAAUUGUCGGCAAGUUUCUCUGCUAUCGCUUAAAUGCCGUUUGCUAACCAAGGCCGAGGCUCGUUUUUCGAUGCAAAGUAUUUGUUGAUCGGUAAGCAUUGCAACCGGCACGCAAACAUCAUAAAUGCGACAUACCGUUUGGGUCUUUAGUAAAAUUAUUUUAUUUAUUUAUUUAAACGGGUGCAAUCACUAACCAAUCGCAUGAAAUGUUACCCGAGAUUCUGGAAUGCGUUUUCGGCUAGAAAGAAUUGCUGGGGUGGGAUUUCAAGAUUGAUUAGCAUGAGGCCCAAUCCUAUGACAUUUGGGACUUGCCAGGAUGUGGGCUUUCGGAUUCACUUCUUUUCGAUUUUCUCAAUAAAAACUGAUUAAGUAGUGUGCAUCUUUCCCACUGAUUUUCGAUGACCUUGUAAAUUCGAAUAAGUUUUAUAGAAAACAAACACAAAAUAUGCUUUCGUUUGUUCAUUUGUUAACAAAUCACUUCGUUUUUACCUGUUGUACUCGAAAAAAGAGUACCUUUCGUUUUUGAAGAAGUUUUCCAGGUAACAAUCGGGAGAUGGCACCCAAAAAAACCGCCUAACCAAAGCAGCCUGUCUUACGGGGCAGGUGGUAAUAGAGGUUUUAUGGGUGGUGGCUGGUCGGGAUAUACGAUACUGGCCGACGGAAAGGCUUAUUUGAACAUGUGAAUGAUCGAAGUUUGCUCGCUCUCCGUUCCGUUAUUACAAAUGGGUCGACAAAGCAGUAUAGUGAUAAUGGACGAGUGGAAGGCGUAUAAUCGUCUCCCCUCAGAAGGUUGUCUACAUUUCUCUGUUAACCAUUCAAAGAACUUCAAGGACCCUACCACCGGACGGCACACCAAUGCCAUUGAGGCAUACUGGAGUAGACUGGAAAGGAAACUCCACGAGGGAGGCCCUGCAUGUGGUCGAGCUGUGUGGGCUCACAUAGACGAAGUACAGUACCGUCUUUGGUUUGGGCUCAAUGCCAUAUGUUUGACUGUUGCCUGGGAACUGUUCCUGUCCCAUGUUGUGCAGACUUAUCCUAUUUAAAAGUGAUUUUGUUUUGUAAUAAACCGCCAUAAUGCGAAUUCAGGUGUGCGUUUGUAACGAUGGGGAAGGUUGGGUAACAGCGACCAUCGUCCAUGUAACCUCCUGCGAUGUUCGUUCGGCCAGCCCAUGUUAGGCCGUCGGGGAAAGUCCAAGUAUUACGUGAAAGUAGGCCUGCAACCGCUGCUAUUGCUAGAAGGCGUUUGAGUCCACUGUUAAAGGUAUUAUUUCUAGUUAACGGAUUUUUUGGGUGCCAUCUCCCGAUUAUUACCGUUUUCCAUUUUUUGGUUAAUUUUGAGCCAUAUCAGCCGUUACAUCAGCGUUUAGCGAUUUCAGUCUACAAGGUGUAUGUUUUCCGCUUGGAGAAAAUUGCAUAUUUCACGAUACCUUUAAAGAUAUCCCAUGUAGAUUUCAUAUACUUCUGCAGUGGAUGCGGACUACGUUGCAUACUUCAUGAGGAGCACUGGUAAACGGACAGAUACGAUGCUGUAUGAGCGGACAUUGUACGAUCGUGUGAAAUAUCAGUAAUUAGAACCUUUUUAAAGACCGAACGAUGUCCUUUCUUCGGGCAUAAAGUGUAAAGACGACGUGAUUUGCUACCAAAUUAGUAGAAGCAUGUUUUGUGCAUGUUUUCUAUAAAAUACGUUUGAAUUUUUAAAGCCAUCAAAAGUUUAUGUAGGUAAUAUACGCUACUUAAGUAGUCAUUUUUCGUUGAUUGCGGUUUUUACAGAGGGUCGGGAAGAAUUUCCGCCUUUGAUAGACAGCAUGCCUGUCUGCCUUCCUUCGUAUCGUUAGGGCGACAGCUUGAUGCCUCUUCAGUUUCAUGUUGAUUCCACUGUGAUUCCGGACUAAAAAUUACAGCCUGUUGAGUUUCACAUUGCAUCCUUGUCUUUGUGAUCGUGCUUGAAUUAUUCUGAAGACGCGAUUCCCGCUGGCAGCUAGUAAGGCGUAGGAUUUAAACUCGUUUUAUCCCCACAAAUCUACAUGUUUGUAUGAGUGUAUAAUGACCUUGAUGUGUGUCAGUUUUCUGUUUUCAUGGUGUUGGAGACAACAUUUGCUGACCUGCCAUUUUCCUUUUAGCGCAUCCAGCCGGAGGUGAACCACAACAACAGGGACAGCAGCAACGCUGUCAUCUCUACUCCGAAGACAUUCUUAUCUGUGGUCAGUGUCGCCAUCUGUUCGAAAGCGUUGACGUUCUGAUUGCUCACAAGAUGGCCGGCUGUUCAAUCAACAAGGAAAAUGGCUUGACCUGUCGAUGCAAAAGGAGUAAGUGCGCUCUGUGACGUUUUUGCCUUUAACGUGGUAUAAUUGCUAGGAUGGAGACCAUAGUCCUCUCUGUAGGUAGGAACCACUGCGCGAGACGCAACGUCUAACUGCCAUUUACAGCCGGUCCUUAAUGCGCACUUCUUUAACUCGACGCGCCAACCUCUUUUUGGCAGUUAGUCUAGAAGCUGUUUUGACCCAGGGUCAGACUGAACUGGCCGUGCUGACGAUGCUGGUUGCACUCUGUCCUAUUCCCGCGUCUUUUCCCUCUGACGAUAGCCCUGUUGACCACCGGAUUUUUUUUCUCCUGUUCCUUUAGACGGCGAACCAGACUGCCUUGAUUGUGCAUACUGUGGCGACACCUUUUCAAGCGCCUGGGAGUUGGUCUCUCAUUGCCACACGGAGCACAGCCUUACUAUUUACGCAAUUCCCUCACAGCCGCCGUCCCCCUCCUCGUCCACCACCGCGGUCUCCGAAAGUGCGCGUCCUACUUCCCCGAAACGUCAACAUGUCUCCACCGCCGGUAAGGACCUCCAGCGCGGUCGUGGAUGCUGCACCGCCGUCGUCUCCGAAACCUCGGUUCUCUCCCGACCUGCCAACGUCUGCUCUCCGCUGCACCAGCCGACAAAGGUGGAGGAGCAGACAGAGGAGGAGGAAGAGGAAGAAUACGACUUUGGGGCCAAUACACCGCAGGCCGAUGUUUGCGAAGAGGAGGAGGAUGAGGAAGUGGAGGUAGCAGUUUCCGAACUUGACGGGACAUCGCACCCACAUGGGGCAGUCCCUGAAAUAGACGAGCAGGAUUCGAACCAGGCAAAUGGGUCGGAAGCUCCUGUCGUGGAGCAGGACUCCCUCAUCGAAGAGGAGAACGAGGAGGAGGGGGAAGAGGCGCAGGAGCACGAAGCGGAGAAACGGAAGCAAGGGGAGACGGAGUUCAGCAAGAGCGAUAUCCAGGUCGAGAAUAGGGCUGAAAAUGACGCUGGCCGGCUGGAGAGAACGGAGGGGAGCUGUGCUGUGCUGGACGACGCAAUGGCCGGCAAGGCGCGGCCUGGCCACCAACGAACGUCCUUCCGUCGCGAAAGGCGUGGCAGUGAACACGGACGAAACGAGACCUGUACUGACGAUGAGGAGGGCGAAGAAUACACAGGAGGUAUUCCACUGUUUCUGCAACAUCGCUCCCCAUCGAGAAACAAGUCCGAUUUAGAAAUUCUUUAA
Spirometra erinaceieuropaei is the source of this 8870-nucleotide messenger RNA. Lineage: Eukaryota; Metazoa; Platyhelminthes; Cestoda; Diphyllobothriidea; Diphyllobothriidae. The record is from the annotation of a GenBank genome assembly.